Messenger RNA from Sinocyclocheilus anshuiensis, 1502 nucleotides. RefSeq names its product myosin-binding protein H-like. NCBI's taxonomy places the organism in Eukaryota, Metazoa, Chordata, Actinopteri, Cypriniformes, Cyprinidae. Gene Ontology annotation, molecular function: protein binding. Bases 1 to 1410 code for a protein of 469 amino acids. The transcript has 14 exons. The record is from RefSeq and is a predicted model, not a curated record.
AUGGCCCGUCGGCUAGCGGAGGCCGCCCCAGCUGAAGGAGCCCCGGCGGAGGCACCUCCCGCUGAAGCCCCACCUGCUGAAGCCCCACCAGCCGAACCAGCUGCAGCUGAUGCUGAAGCUCCACCUGCUGAGGAAAUCAAAGCACCUACACCUCCUCCACCUGCAGAGCCCACCAGUGAGCCUCUCGAGCUCGGCGUUGAGGAUGUCAAUGACACUUCCGUCACUAUCUCAUGGAGACCACCAGCCACCAUUGGAAACUCUGGUCUGGAUGGAUACACUGUGGAAAUCUGCAAGGAAGGAACUAAUGACUGGAAAGCUGCUAACGAGGAGCUGACUGUGUCCUGCCGUUACGUCAUUAAGAACCAGACCACCGGUGACCGCCUGAACAUCAGGGUGGUGGCCAUGAACCCUGGCGGCCGCAGCCCUCCUGCCACCCUGGCCGACGCUGUCCUGGUCAGAGAGGUUGUGGAUCGCCCCAAAAUCCAUCUGCCACGUUUCCUGAGGCAGCGCUACGUGAAAAAUGUUGGAGAGAAGAUCAACCUUCUUAUUCCCUACAGUGGCAAACCACAACCUAUUGUGUCAUGGACAAAGGAUGGCCAGCCUCUGGAUACUAAAAAGGUUAACAUCCGCAACAGCGACAAGGACAGCAUCAUCUUCAUCCGUGCCGCCGAGAGAGCUGACUCCGGCGUGUAUGAGAUGUGUGUGAAAGUGGACAGCUUUGAGGACAAAGCCCAGUUGACUCUGCAGAUUGUUGAGUUGCCUGGACCUCCAGCCAGCGUCAAGAUCGUGGACAGCUGGGGUUUCAAUGUUGCUCUGGAAUGGACCGAACCCAAGGAUAAUGGAAACACAACAAUCACUGGAUACAGCAUCCAAAAGGCUGACAAAAAAACAGGGGACUGGUUCACAGUACUGGAGCAUUAUCACAGGAUGAAUGCCACUGUUUCAGACCUGAUCAUGGGUAACACCUACAUCUUCAGGGUCUUCACUGAGAACAAGUGUGGAAUCAGUGAAGAAGCCACUGCUACAAAGACCUCAGCCACCAUCCAGAAGACAGGCAUUGAAUACAAGCCUCCAGAGUACAAGGAACACGACUUCAGCCAGGCACCCAAAUUCACCACCACCUUGGCAGACCGCUGCACUACUGUUGGCUAUAACGCCAAGCUGCUUUGCUCCGUUAGGGGAUUCCCUAAGCCUAAGAUCGAGUGGAUGAAGAAUCAGAUGAUUAUUGGUGACGACCCCAAGUUCAGGCAAAUAAACAACCAGGGCAUCUGCUCCCUAGAGAUCCGCAAGCCCGGCAACUUUGACGGUGGCGUCUACACCUGCAGGGCCAAGAACGAGCACGGAGAGGCCUUGGUUACCUGCAAACUGGAGGUUAAACAGCCUGUGAUUGCUGAUGCUGAUAAGAAAUAAGUUCAACACCCACAUUCAUACAGUCCCAAAUAAGGAAUAGAAAAAUGUGGGAUCCCUCUCAAAAGGACUGUGAAGACGUCUUUUGCUGAUGA